Thunnus maccoyii (southern bluefin tuna) is the source of this 1941-nucleotide messenger RNA. It is a transcript of the gene alg1, whose product is annotated as ALG1 chitobiosyldiphosphodolichol beta-mannosyltransferase. Gene Ontology annotation, cellular component: endoplasmic reticulum. The transcript has 13 exons. The record is from RefSeq and is a predicted model, not a curated record. NCBI's taxonomy places the organism in Eukaryota, Metazoa, Chordata, Actinopteri, Scombriformes, Scombridae. The coding region runs from base 45 to 1526 and encodes 493 amino acids. Gene Ontology annotation, molecular function: mannosyltransferase activity.
UCCUCCCCCUCUGUGAGCCACGUCAUAACAAAUCACAAACAGACAUGGCGGCGCGCUGCAUCUGCACGGCUUUGCUGGCAGUUUUUGCGCUAAUUUCGGCGUUUUUAGCGAUAUUUUAUGCGACAGGUUCAGAUGUCACGUGUCCGGCGGUGUCUCUGGCCGUUGUAACCGGGCUGGUGUCGCUGUGGUUGCGGAGGUUGCGGGAGCGGGACGCCGGGACCGACCGGCGGGUGUGUGUGCUGGUGUUGGGGGACAUCGGUCGCAGUCCUCGGAUGCAGUAUCACGUCCUGUCGCUCAGCAAACACGGAUAUCAUGUUACUUUUGUCGGAUUUUUAGACACCAAACCUCAUCAAGACGUGCUGAGAGAGGAGAAGAUAAAAAUAGUCUCCAUAGCAGAGGUGAAAGGAGUUCAAGUUGGACCUAAAGUCCUGACGUAUGUGACGAAGGUGAUGGUUCAGUCUCUGCAGCUUCUUCAUGUGCUGCUGAAGAUGGAGCUGCAGUCUCAUAUUCUGAUGCAGAAUCCUCCAGGUUUGCCCGGCAUCGCAGUGUCCUGGCUCGUGUGCGUCCUGCGCGGCAGCACAUUCGUCAUCGACUGGCACAACUACGGCUACACCAUCAUGUCCCUGAGCCACGGAUCCACACACCCGGUGGUCCGCCUGGCAAAGUGGUACGAACACUUCUUCGGCCCUCUGGCCUCUCACAACCUGUGUGUUACAAACGCCAUGAAGGACGACUUGCAGAAAAACUGGGGCAUCAAGGCGACCACGCUGUACGACAGACCAGCUGCCAUUUUCAGAGAGACUCCACUGAAACUGCAGCACGAACUCUUCAUCAGACUGGCCGACACUCAUCCUCAGUUCAAACACAGCGGGUGUGAGGAUGAGGACGGUGGGGUGGAGAGGACAAUCUUCUCAGUUCGUGACCUCACUGAUGACACGGUGACGUUGAGGGCGGAGCGACCGGCGCUGCUGAUCAGCAGCACCAGCUGGACAGAGGAUGAAGAUUUCUCCAUCCUGCUGAAGGCUCUUGAAGAAUAUGAAGAUUUCAUUAAAGGAGGAGCUUCUUUACCAUCACUAGUCUGUGUGAUCACAGGUAAGGGUCCUCAGAAGGAACACUACAAGAAGCUGAUCGACUCUCUGCAUUUACAACAUGUGAAGAUCUGCACUCCCUGGCUGGAGGCAGAAGACUAUCCAGUCUUAUUAGGUUCAGCAGAUCUGGGUGUUUGUCUCCACAAGUCGUCCAGCGGUCUGGAUCUGCCCAUGAAGGUGGUGGACAUGUUUGGCUGCUGCCUGCCCGUCUGUGCAAUCCACUUCAACUGUUUACAUGAGCUGGUGAAACACGAGGAGAACGGACUGAUCUUCAGAGACUCUCAGGAGCUGGUCGACCAGCUGAAGUCUCUGCUGUCAGAGUUUCCCAGUUCAGAGGGCAGACUGGGUGCGUUCAGGAGGAACCUCCGGUCCAGCAGAGGGCAGCGCUGGGACGACAACUGGGACCAGAACGUGCUGCCUCUGAUCACCGCUCCGUGACACAUGAUGGGAUCUUUAAGGACCAAUAUCUUCAGACUAUAAAACAUCUAAAAAUGGACCACGUGUUUCCCUCUUGAGAACAGUAAAGUGUUAAUUCAACCACUAACAUUUGCUGGGAUGGUUUUAAGUUUGGACAGAACAACAGAAAGUGACACACAGAUGAACAGCAGAGAAGUCGUGUUAGAAUAUUUCAGAUAGAAGAAAGUAGGUACAUCUGUUGUUUAAUGUCUUGAAGGUGGAGGAUUCUGUCGGAGCAGACGGGACGAUGAGGUGAAGGAAUCUGUGAUUUCUCCACCUGAACAAAAACCUUUUUUUCCUUCCAGUGGUUUUUUUCCUACUUCAGAGCACUUGAAUGUAUAAAAACACUUUGAUAUGAUGUACAUUUGUAAAUAAAAUCUUUAUUGUGCUACAGACA